AUGUUGGUUUUAGCAGUGUGUCUGGGACUUUUUAGUACCUUCACUGUUUUGGUAGUCAGGUUUUUUUAUUUGAAAGUCCAGUGUUGGUUUUGUGGGCAUACUGCCUUCACAUCGUGGAGUAGAAAGACAUCGUUUGUUUGUCAACAAUGUGGUCAGUAUAAUGGAUUUAAAAGUGAUGGUGAUUACAACAAAGUUAUACCAUCUCAGUUCAUUGCCGAGUUAAAUCCAGUUAAUUUCAAUAAGGCUCACGGUACGUUUUCAUCACAUUCUGAUGUAUUGUGCCCGGACUGUACACGUAAUCAAAAUACUAUUGUCCAAAAGUUGUCGGAGUAUACCCCGAAAAACGACAAGUCGGAUGAGGAAAUAAAAGAAUACACUCGCCUGCUGGAGUUGGAAUAUGGUUUGUGUUCAAGUUGCUAUCGAAAAGUUAAUAAUAAACUUAGGCAGUUAGAUUGUAAAUUAUUACCAAGUUUCAUUGAAUGGUGGCAUAAUAAACAACGAACAAUUUCUCUGACUAAAAAUUCUAUUCAUUAA
Messenger RNA from Schistosoma mattheei, 534 nucleotides. The record is from the annotation of a GenBank genome assembly. NCBI's taxonomy places the organism in Eukaryota, Metazoa, Platyhelminthes, Trematoda, Strigeidida, Schistosomatidae.